Molecule: messenger RNA, 980 nt
Organism: Morone saxatilis (striped sea-bass)
Lineage: Eukaryota; Metazoa; Chordata; Actinopteri; Moronidae
Product: transcription factor BTF3 homolog 4-like
Exons: 6
Coding region: 109-585 (158 amino acids)
Source: RefSeq, a predicted model, not a curated record
GAAGUAGCUCUUAAUGCUGCUGCUUGACGCCGCGGUGGUUUAAGCUGCUUCACUAACAGCGAGAAGAGUUCAACGGACUGUCACUUAAUUCCCUUUCAAAGAAACACUAUGAAUCAAGAGAAGCUCGCCAAACUCCAGGCACAAGUCCGGAUAGGUGGAAAGGGAACAGCCCGCAGGAAGAAAAAGGUUGUUCACAAAACUGCAACAGCCGAUGACAAGAAACUCCAGGGCUCUCUGAAGAAACUGGCAGUGAACAACAUUGCGGGGAUAGAAGAGGUGAAUAUGAUUAAAGACGAUGGGACGGUGAUCCACUUCAACAACCCCAAAGUGCAGGCGUCUCUGUCUGCCAACACCUUCGCCAUCACCGGCCACGCCGAGACCAAGCAGCUGACAGAGAUGCUGCCAGGCAUCCUGAGCCAGCUGGGAGCCGACAGCCUCAGCAGCCUGCGCAAGCUGGCCGAGCAGUUCCCGCGGCAAUCAAUGGACAUGAAAGCAGUGAAGGAGGAAAUUGCAGAAGAGGAGGACGACGAUGUACCAGAUCUUGUGGAGAACUUUGAUGAAGCCUCAAAGAAUGAAGCAAACUGAUGAAUCCUCUUUCCCCCCUCCGUCAACCGUUUUAUUUUUUACCUCCUUACGGACUCACAAAGGGCAUUUUCUCUUGUGGGGGAAACGGUUGUUAAAGGUGCAGUGCAUCAUCUCCGGAGAUGUGAACCACUUCGGUUUAGCCUGCCACAACAACAACAACAACAACAACAACAUGCAGAAUACAGUAGGUUUUGAUUUCAGGAGGCCGUGGACACGCCGAGAAAUAAGGAAUCAAAACUACUUUAGGUAUAAGCUUUCUACAUGGUUAAACAUGGCUAGUAUUUAAGAGAUUGUAUAUUAAAUUACAGUUAAAGUGAAUUAAGAAAUCACUUUACAUUAUAGUGGUGAUUUAUGAAUUUAAUAAAACAGUUUUGGGCUAUCGAUGCUUCUCUUUA